Messenger RNA from Cydia splendana, 1651 nucleotides. Its product is annotated as neuromedin-U receptor 1-like. Lineage: Eukaryota; Metazoa; Arthropoda; Insecta; Lepidoptera; Tortricidae. Gene Ontology annotation, biological process: G protein-coupled receptor signaling pathway. Gene Ontology annotation, molecular function: G protein-coupled receptor activity. Gene Ontology annotation, cellular component: membrane. The coding region runs from base 256 to 1281 and encodes 341 amino acids. The transcript has 4 exons. The record is from RefSeq and is a predicted model, not a curated record.
ACUUCCUCAUUUAGAAAUAUUGAAGUCGGUUUAAAAAAACAUAGUCUUGCUAAUCCAAUUAAUCUAAGAGUAAUAGCUACCUCAUUGGACAAACAAAGUUAACGUUUAACGCUAAGAGCAAACAAUAGCGUGUGCUCAUCGAGCUCACUAGAAAUUGUACCGCGUCGUAGAGUGCAUGGAAAAUGCCACUAAAAAUAGCGAUUGAUAUUAUACCUAGUGAAUUUAAAUACCGAAAUCGUUAACUUAUCGUUCACAAUGUUUCACCAAACUUCAACUGCAUCCCGCGAGUUUAACUAUACAAUGUGGGCUGAGUUUUUAGAAGAAGCAUUGCCUAAAGAGUAUGUUUACUCCAAGGUGAUAUACGCAAUAUCCAUGUUCUGCAUAUUUACGGUCAGCCUUAUAGGAAAUUUACUUACGUGCGUUGUCAUUUACUACGACAAAUCUAUGCAUACUGCAACUAAUUAUUACCUAUUCAAUUUAGCCGUGUCAGACUUGAUCGUCACCUUCUGCAUCCUACUGGCGGUGCAAGAGAAACUGAGUGACGCCUACAUCUAUGGCCAGCUGGCGUGCCAAAUAUAUUUCGUGUGUGUGGUCUGCUCGUGGAACAACAGUAUCCUGACCAUAACUGCCUUGUCUAUUGAGAGAUACAUGGCCAUUAUGCGCCCUUUAUUAUUGAAAUCAACUCCAAUAUGGCGGAGAGUAACCAAAAUAAUUGUCUUAUUGUGGCUUAUAGCGAUUUUGGAGACAGUCCCAGAAUUGUUUACAGUUUCAGCAAUUACGACUCAACAAUCAAGCAUAUGUUUCACGAUUCCGACCGCUUUAUCCAGGGUUGUAAACGGAGUGCUAGCAAUUAUAACGUUUCUGAUACCACUUCUAAUAAUGACGUUUGUAUAUACAAUGAUCGCAGUAAAAGUUAAUGUCACACCGAAAGACUAUUCAAGUAAUCAGAUUUUCAAUUAUCGAAAUCCCAGAAGCAAAGUUAACAAAUUAUUAGUAGCUAUGACGCUGUCAUUCCUAAUCUGCUGGCUGCCGUUCUUCGCCAUCCGAGUCAUGGUCGCCACCCUGGACGUCCAGCAGCUGAAAGAUUCCGCUGAGUGGUGGGGGCUCGGAUAUAGAGUUACAGACAUCAACAGCUGGUUUAGCAUCGCAAUAAAUCCAAUUCUCUUCAGCCUUAUGUCCACUAAAUUCAGAAAGGCUCUAAAGUCGUUUUGGAAUACGAAACUUAGGAGCAAGCGUCACCUGAAGUCCCAGCGCAGGUGUAAUACGUGUACGAGGGUAUAAUAAUUCUUAAUUACGAAAAAGGGUGCGAUAGUCGAGCAGAUAAUGGCUUGUAAUAUCCUUGAAAUACUUCAUUGAUAACAUUUUGAAUACUGAUAGACGAUGAGAAGCAUCAAAACUACAAUAUUGAAGUAUCCGCUAGUAAUUAAUUGAUAGAUUUUAGGUUCCUAAGAAGUAGGUAUCUGCUUUUUAAUUUUUGUAUUAAUUCAUCUCUUGCAAGAGUGGUACCUAAGGGUGAAUUGCAAAAAAAUGUACAUACUUAAGAACUGUAAUUAUUAUUAAUGAUUCCAUUGUACUACGACAAUUAAGGAGUUUUAUAAUUUAAGUUACAUGCAUGUGUGUUGGCGUAAGCCGGCCAUACACACUAGGGUAU